CCCACCCAGCAGUCAGAUAUCCCUGUCGUUGGUGGCCUUUCGAGCAACACCGAAACUUGGACACCUUGUGAAGCUGCUGCAAAGAUGGUGCUGAAAGCGGUCUGUGUGUUAAAGGGAGACGGAAACGUUGGCGGGACCGUGUUUUUCCAGCAGGAGGAUGACAAGGCCCCGGUGAAACUGACAGGAGAAAUUGGGGGACUCGCACCUGGAGAUCAUGGUUUCCACGUCCACGCUUAUGGGGACAACACCAAUGGCUGUGUCAGUGCAGGCCCUCACUUCAACCCCCACAACAAGACUCAUGCUGGUCCUGAUGAUGAAGAGAGGCAUGUUGGAGACCUUGGGAAUGUCACUGCGGGUGCAGAUCAAGUGGCCAAGAUAAACAUUACAGACAGGAUGCUCACCCUCACCGGCCCUCUCUCGAUCAUUGGCAGGACCAUGGUGAUCCAUGAGAAGGCUGAUGACCUGGGAAAAGGAAACAACGAGGAGAGUCUCAAGACUGGUAACGCUGGUGGACGGCUGGCCUGCGGGGUCAUUGGCAUUGCCCAAUAAAGUAAUCACGCUUUCCCCACAAUCUGCCUGCACUAGGAGCACUGGAAACCACUGUUGCCCUCCGCCGCAAACAAGACCAAUAUAGCCACCUAAUGUGACAGUUUGUUGUUCAGUUACUUUAUGGCUUCUUAUUGACCAGUCUGGAAAAAUAGCACUUAAGAGAUUAGAUGAGUUCCUUUACCCUGUUCGUUCUUGCACAGUCUGAGUGUUUGUAUGUCUGCUUAUCAAUUUUGUUCCAAAGAGUUGUUAACGUACUCAGUGAAGUUGUACAAAGUUAACCAAUAAAUUGUCAACUCAUCUGCA
This is a messenger RNA of Myripristis murdjan (pinecone soldierfish), 852 nucleotides long. It is a transcript of the gene sod1, whose product is annotated as superoxide dismutase 1, soluble. The transcript has 5 exons. Gene Ontology annotation, biological process: superoxide metabolic process. Lineage: Eukaryota; Metazoa; Chordata; Actinopteri; Holocentriformes; Holocentridae. The record is from RefSeq and is a predicted model, not a curated record. Bases 85 to 549 code for a protein of 154 amino acids. Gene Ontology annotation, molecular function: copper ion binding.